Messenger RNA from Baudoinia panamericana UAMH 10762, 1452 nucleotides. RefSeq lists its product as uncharacterized. Gene Ontology annotation, molecular function: oxidoreductase activity, acting on the CH-OH group of donors, NAD or NADP as acceptor. Lineage: Eukaryota; Fungi; Ascomycota; Dothideomycetes; Mycosphaerellales; Teratosphaeriaceae. Bases 229 to 1281 code for a protein of 350 amino acids. The record is from RefSeq and is a predicted model, not a curated record. The transcript has 5 exons.
CAAGGCCGUACGCAACGCUAUUUAGUUCUAGGGCAAAAGGCUAAUUUGAGGUUUGCGAAGUUGCCGGCCGAACAACACGCCGGCUUCAGUACUAUACGGCCGCAUAUUGAAACUAUAUCAUCGAACAUAGCCGGAGAAGAAAGUCGGAAUUGGCAGUGGCCCCCAUCUCGAGUGCUACACGAGAACAAAACUUGACACGACCGACACCCUCGCACACUGAUUAUCAAGAUGUCUACCGGACAGGUUGUCCUUGUUACCGGCGGCAGCGGCUUUAUUGGAUCACACUGCAUACUACAACUACUGGAGAAAGGCUACCGUGUCCGCACCACCGUCCGGAAACUAUCUCGCGCCGAUGAGGUCCGUCAAAUGCUCAUCAGCGGCGGCGCGAGCGAAGCCCAGGCGAAGGACGUGGAGUUCUUUGCUGCCGAUCUGAUGAAGGACGAGGGCUGGACGACAGCCUGCAAAGGGUGCACUUAUGUGUUGCACGUGGCGAGCCCCUUCCCGUUGGCGGCCCCUAAGGACGAGAACGAACUUAUCGUACCAGCCAGAGAAGGGACAUUAAGGGCGCUGAAGGCAGCCAAAGAUGCUGGAAGUGUUAAGCGUGUGGUCGUGACGAGUUCAGUCGCCGCUGUUGCAUAUGGGCACAAGCAGAGCGAUCGGGAAUUCACCGAAGCAGACUGGAGUAUUCUUGACGAUCCGUCUACGCCGAUCCCGGCGUAUCAGAAGAGCAAGACUAUCGCCGAGCGCGCAGCUUGGGAUUGGAUUGCGAAAGAAGGUGGCGACAUGGAGCUUGCUGUCAUCAACCCGGUCGGCGUCUUCGGUCCUCUCCUGGGCAAAGACUACGCCUCGAGCAUCGAACUCAUUGUACGACUCAUGAAUGGUGCUUUACCUGGUUGCCCACGCCUGUCCUUCGGCGUCGUUGAUGUUCGAGACGUCGCUGAUCUCCACAUCCGCGCCAUGACCGAUCCGAAAGCUGCAGGUCAGCGUUAUAUUGCGGCUGCUGACGGUCCUCCAAUGUUCAUUCGAGACAUGGCCGUUGUCCUUAAAGAGAAACUAGGCCCCAAAGCUAACAAAGUGCCCACUCGCGAGCUCCCGGAUUUCUUGGUUCGACUCGCUGCUUGGUUCGAUGGCAGCCUAGUGCUGCUCGUACCAGAGUUGGGCAAAGUCAAGCCAACGUCGUGUCAGAAAGCUAUGCGUGAGCUGGGCUGGCAGCCACGAAGCACGACUGAAGCGGUCAUUUCUUCCGCGGAGAGCUGCGAGAAGCUUGGGCUGCUGAAGUAGGGGGCUUUAAUGAUUUGACUACCUUCCAUUUCUGAGCAGCGAUUAGCGUAUGUAGUAUGGUAUGAGCGUAGCGCAAGCUUUUAGACUUUACAAUUAGCGGACUUCUGGGCAGAAUCACAGAGUACACGAGGAGCGCAGCUUGAGCCCACCCAUAAACCUAAUACCACGGCC